AUGUUUGUGUGUGCCGACGAGAGGGUUCCGGCACCUGUCUCGGACGGAGGAUCCGUCGAGCAACCAGGGGCGCUGAUCCCCUACGAAGGACCCUACGGCAAGUGGGGGCGCUUCGUGAAGGAGCUGAGGGACAACACCGACCAGAUACCGUUGGGGUUCGUGACCGGACAGUGCGCGAUCAUCUUCCGCGGCAAAGGAACCGGCAUCACCAAGGUGGAGAAGGUAGCAUACGACAAGCGCAUAGAUGUCUUCUUCCAGCCCAAGGCCUGGGCCGACAGCGACUUCUGCAUGCAAUUGCUGGAGCGCUCUUUUCGCCCGAGCCGAAUGGUAGACGGGAAGGUGCCCGAGGAGCAGUCGCUUCUCCUCGCCGACAACCUACACGGGCAGACGACUGAGGAAUUCCGCAAGAAUCUCCACAAGGAGUGCAACACGCUUCUUUGGCACCUGCUGGCAGGCUGUACGGACGCGGUCCAGCCGAUCGACGCCGGCUAUGGACGGCGGCUGAACGUGGCUGUGGGGGUGCAGCUGAACAAGUGGCUGGAGAGCGGAGACAACCUGUAAAAGUGGGAGGCCAAAGCACUGACGUGUUCCGAACGUCGCGUAUUGCUUACCAGUUGGGUGGCACAGGCGACCGAGGAGAUCGAUAAAGAUAAGCAAUAUCGGUUCCGCCUCUUGGAGAAAACCGGAUGUGGAAUGACGGCGGAUGGCUCUGGGGACGACAAAAUCAACCUCGAGGGCCUUUCCACAUAUAUAUUCCUUCAUGGAUAUGGAGGGUGGCGCCAGCGCUGAUGAGGAGGGCAAGGAGGAUGGGGACACCGGCAAGGUUGACGUGGACCAGCUGUCGGAGGACGCCUCUUCCAGCGAUGAUGAGAGCGACGGAGACAAUGGCAACGAUAAGGGCCCGCUGACCCAGCU
Ectocarpus sp. CCAP 1310/34 is the source of this 915-nucleotide messenger RNA. The record is from the annotation of a GenBank genome assembly. Lineage: Eukaryota; Phaeophyceae; Ectocarpales; Ectocarpaceae.